UGGCAACAAAUGGCCACAAACCGAUCAAAGGUGAAAGUGACGGUGAACCAGACAGAGCAGUCAGUGGCUGCAUAAAGCAGGACGGCAUGGAUAUUACACACCGGGACGGAGUACCUCAGGAAAUAAAACUGUUCCUGAUAAACAAUGGGAAUGUGUCUCAGGAUCAGGUCGAGGAUAAUGACCAGGAGAUCCGCCGCUGCCAUGGCUCCCAGGAAUAUGAGGAAGUCGUUCAGCCCAUUGACACUAUUGGAGAAGAACAGGGACAGCCCAUUCGGUGCCUCCAACAUAUUACUCAGGAAGAGAAGGAUUCUAGUGUGAUGGGCCACACCAGAGCCCCUCGACAAUAUUUGAAGACGGUAGCCUAGACUCUAAUGUUUUUUAUUUUAAAGAAAAUGUGAAGUGUCUGUUCCAGAUGCAAUGUGAGUGGUCAAACAACUCGGUGUGAAGCAUAACACCAUUUACUUAAACACGAUAGAUGAAAUAAAACCAAAGAAAGAAGAAUUUAGAAUAAUGUAAUUAUAUUGGACGAGUUAACAGAAUAAUAGAUCUAGGAACUAAUACGAAUGAACUGUUCUUAUACUGGAAAUCACAUGAACACAGCCCUCGGAAAAAAGGAAUAUUCAGACACUGAAUGACACAAAUAUUUCUCCAAUUCAGGAUUUAAAAACAGCACCAAGAGAAAAUCCAUACAGAGUAGCUGCCAGGAGACAUUCACUAAAGUUUUCAACUCGGUGGAGACCCCAAUAAUUUCUGAUGGUACUGAGAAACCAAAACCCAGAAAUCCUAAUCUGUGAGAGCUGACCAUACCCAUUCCAUCUGCAUUAAAAUAAACCUAAGGCCUCACUAGUUGUUCACUCAAGUGGCCCUAACUAGCCAGCUUGGGAACGGUCAUUCAAUCUCUCUCGUUAAAGAAACCAGAACAAAAUAACAGCAUCAUCACACUAGUCAGCACAUCGAGCUGUUAUACAGGAACCAGGGGUAACCCAAUCAGGCCCUUGGCCCUGUCCAAUCGGACGAGGAAGAAGCCAGUCAGUCCCUUGAGUCACUUACACAGGAACAGUAGGAGGCCAUUCCCACCUCAAUGCACUUACACAGGGACAGAAUGAGCUAAUUGAUGCUGAUUCCUGAUGAAUGGCUUAUGCCCGAAACGUCGAUUCUCCUGCUGUGCUUUUCCACCAAACUACGGUCUACUCUGAUCUUCAGCAUCAACAAGCCUCGCUGUCUCCUAACUGAUGCUCUAACAUGAUGAACAAGUGGAUCAGAGGCUGCACAGACAGACUGCUCCACGUUGUUCCUCGUAGCUCCGUCUGUCAUGAUACACACGUGGGACUUUAACGGCGUUUUCUACUGGUGAGGAGGAAAGCCAUAUGUCUUGUGUGAGGUCACAAGAAGGCACCUUCCAUCUCCGAGAAGCCAGCCUGGUGUUCUCUAUGUAGGGUGGAAGUGGAUGGGAAUGGCUACCUGUUUCAGAUGGCAAGUAUUGUGGCUGCUGUUGGGGAUUGUGAACAACCUGACGUUCAGUACGGGUUUACACGCCGACUGCACAAUAACGUGGGGAGAGUUAAUUUAGGCAUAUAAACUAUUAGGAAAGUCACGUUAGACUGAUAAAUGGACUCUCUAAGUUCAAAUAAUGCUGAUCGUGUUCAUGUUGAUCUUGUCUAGUGCACGUGCUGUUCAAUGUAACCGUUAUGCCUUACUCUGUCCAAGUCUAUUUCCACCCUAUGACCUGCCUGGCCAUGUUUACUGUGAUCUUCCUCCACUGCUCAUAACUAAAGCGUUUUCCUGUACUGAGGUACACAUGACAAUAAAUCAAACCAAUCAAUCCUGGGUAAAGUCUGGAAUGUCUCUCCCUGUCAAUAUCUCUUUUGGAAAUAAGUGAUCACUGCCACUCCUCGUGUUUCAGCGUCACCAUUUCUUCUUCUCUCACAGCUCUACUGAUUAAACACUCAGC
Messenger RNA from Hemiscyllium ocellatum (epaulette shark), 1951 nucleotides. RefSeq lists its product as uncharacterized. The record is from RefSeq and is a predicted model, not a curated record. The transcript has 2 exons. Lineage: Eukaryota; Metazoa; Chordata; Chondrichthyes; Orectolobiformes; Hemiscylliidae. The coding region runs from base 87 to 365 and encodes 92 amino acids.